This is a messenger RNA of Octodon degus (degu), 1133 nucleotides long. It is a transcript of the gene Rilpl2, whose product is annotated as Rab interacting lysosomal protein like 2. Lineage: Eukaryota; Metazoa; Chordata; Mammalia; Rodentia; Octodontidae. The coding region runs from base 57 to 719 and encodes 220 amino acids. The transcript has 4 exons. The record is from RefSeq and is a predicted model, not a curated record. Gene Ontology annotation, molecular function: protein dimerization activity.
GAAAGUUUUGGGGCAGGGAGGAAGUAGAGGUCCGGCUGGCUCGGGGUGCGGGGGUCAUGGAGGACCCGCUGGUGCGCGAGGACGGCGACCAAGAGGAGGAAGAGGAGGAGGAGGAGGAGGAGGAGGAGGAGGAGGGAGAGGAUGGCGAGGAGGAGGCCGGGCCCGAGCGCGCCCUGGGCAAGAGCGCCCUGCAGCUGACCGCCGAGGACGUGUACGACAUUUCCUACGUGGUGGGCCGCGAGCUGAUGGCGCUGGGCAGCGACCCCCGCGUGACCCAGCUGCAGUUCACGAUCGUGCGCGUCCUGGAGCUGCUCGAGGCGCUGGUGAGCGAGGGCGGCCUAGCGGCCGAGGCGCUGCGCCUGGAGCGCGACAGCUUGCGGCAGGAGGUGCGGGCCCUGCGCGGCGGGCCGUGCCCGGCCGGCGGCCAGCUGGACCUGGGACCGGACAAGUUGGUGGUGGACCUCACAGACCCAGACCGGCCUCGCUUCACGCUGCAGGAGCUAAAGGAGGUGCUGCAGGAGCGCAACACGCUGAAGGCACAGCUGCUGCUGGCGCAGGAGGAGCUGCUCAGCUACAGGAGUGGACUGAUUCCCCCAAGAGAAAGCACGGGAGGAAGACUAGCCAAAGAGGCUGCGGUUACCAGGGCCAGAGGUUCCAACAAGGGGGAGAAGACAAUCAUGAAGAAGCUGUUCGCUUUCCGGUCCGGGAAGCAGACCUAGAUGGACAGCGAAGCCUCACAGCAGCGCUGACUGGAGGCUGCCCCGAGCCAGCUCUGCCAGCCCCGCUGCACACGUUGCUUCCCGCCCCAGGGCGGGUCCUCGAGUGCCCCUCGUCCUUGUCGUGGGCCUGGAUGUCCUGGGAGGUCUGGCCAGGGAUGCGAAGUGUCCUCAAGGAGGCCAGAAAGCAGAGACGACGUGCCACAGGGCACCUCCCACCCAGCCACUUGCCCUAGAGUCUGCAGCGUGUAAGCUGCGCUCUUUGGUGUGGGGCAGAGAAAGGAAAAACAAAAGAGCCAGGAAAUACGGUACUGCCCUUGCAGUAGUGAUUGUGACUGCACUGAUAUUUGGUGCAUAUUGGAUUCAGCUCUCCCCACUUGCUUUGUAUGGUCUUGUAUUAAAGUAGAAUGAUUUUUA